This is a messenger RNA of Suillus subalutaceus, 797 nucleotides long. RefSeq lists its product as uncharacterized. The transcript is spliced from 4 exons. The record is from RefSeq and is a predicted model, not a curated record. NCBI's taxonomy places the organism in Eukaryota, Fungi, Basidiomycota, Agaricomycetes, Boletales, Suillaceae. Bases 83 to 607 code for a protein of 174 amino acids.
CGUGGAUCGACAUCAUGUAGAUGAUUUACAUAAUGCCCGACGCAGUGCAUGUAUCAUUUGAAACUCAAUGCCGCCGUAGACAAUGCCACCUUCAAGGGGUAUAAAGUUGCUCAACUUAUUUGCCAUACAAGAAAUACCUAGAAAGCGCCUUAACCCUCAUAGCCAACUUCCCGUUAACAUGCUCUUCAAGUACAUAGCUGUCUUUGCUGCAGGGAUUUCUGUCGCCUUGGCUCAGACAAUCGAGUUAGGGUUCCCUCAGAACGGGGACAACUUCUGCCCCGGUCAAGAAGUAAUCGCUCAAGUUAUUCUACCGGGAUCCCUAGCAUCUUGCAUUCAGGUUGGCAUUGCCUUAGCAAUCGAUAACUGCGUGGACGGUUUGUGCCCCGUCCCAGCAGAGGAGUUAGGAUCUGUUCUCUAUGCAGGCCCUUGGACACCCGAUACCCCCCUGGACCACCCUCCUGGUGGUAACUACCAGAACUUUACCGUCACUAUUCCGUCCUACCUUGCAAAGGGUCCUGCUAUCUUUACACUCACGCACUUGUGUCUCCUUGGGGCGGCUCCAUAUCCACUCCUUGAAUAUCGUAACGCGACGGUGAACAUUGUGUGAACGGUGGACACCGGAGAAAGGUUUUCAUCAUGUGGGUUCAUAUGGAUGUGCUGGAUCUGGACUGUUGUUUCGUGUCUUCAUUAUGAAACUCAAGGACUUUAGUAAUUGUUGAUGUAGGAUCGGAGGAAUUACUGUCUGUCGUACUUCGCUAGCACUCAUACAUGCCAUCAAUUGAUGUAAUUACGCAUAA